UCGCUUUUGAUGUUUGAAGCCCUUCUUCUAAGCGAACUCCCUUCUUUCUGAUCUUCAUUCUCUUUCUCUUCCACAGGAGUUGCUUCUGCCUCCAAGCCAUCGAUAAGCGACCAUGCAUUCUACCAACUUGCUUCUUGAAGAACCUAUUAGGAUGGUCUCUAUUAUAGAGCCAUCCAAGCCUAGUUUCUUUCCUGCAAUGACAAAAAUCGUUGGUACACUGGGUCCCAAAUCUCGAUCUGUCGAGGUUAUUUCUAGUUGCCUCAAGGCUGGAAUGUCUGUGGCUCGUUUCGACUUCUCCUGGGGUGAUGUGGAGUAUCACCAGGAGACCUUGGGGAAUUUGAAGACCGCUAUCAAGAGUACUAACAAGCUCUGUGCUGUUAUGUUGGAUACGGUGGGUGCAGAGAUGCAAGUUGUUAACAGAAGUGGGACAUCUAUAUCCCUUCAGGCAGAUGGUCUUGUUGUCCUUACUCCGGACAAGGGGCAAGAAGCCUCGUCAGAAAUAUUGCCUAUCAAUUUUGAUGGACUAGCAAAGUCAGUGAAGAAGGGAGAUACUAUUUUUGUUGGUCAAUACUUGUUCACUGGCAGUGAAACUACUUCUGUAUGGCUAGAGGUUACUGAAGUCAGAGGCUCAGAUGUUGUCUGUGUAAUAAAAAACUCAGCAACAUUAGCUGGUGCAUUGUUCACUUUGCAUGCCUCUCAAAUUCAUAUUGAUUUGCCCACACUUACUGAAAAAGACAAGGAGGUUAUAAGCACCUGGGGUGUGAAAAAUAAAAUAGAUUUUUUGUCAUUGUCAUACACCCGACAUGCAGAAGAUGUUCGUGAGACUCGGGAAUUCCUUUCCAAAUUAGGUGAUCUCAACCAGACUCAAAUUUUUGCAAAGAUUGAAAAUGUUGAGGGAUUGAACCAUUUUGAUGAGAUCCUACAAGAAGCUGAUGGAAUUAUCCUUUCCCGUGGGAAUUUGGGCAUAGAUCUGCCACCUGAGAAGGUAUUUUUAUUUCAAAAAUCUGCUCUUUACAAAUGUAAUAUGGCUGGAAAACCUGCUGUCCUUACGCGUGUUGUGGAUAGCAUGACCAGCAACUUAAGACCAACUCGUGCAGAAGCCACUGAUGUUGCCAAUGCUGUUUUGGAUGGAAGUGACGCAAUUCUUCUUGGUGCUGAGACCCUACGUGGGAAUUACCCUGUCGAGACUAUUUCUACUGUUGGCCGAAUUUGUGCAGAGGCCGAGAAAGUUUUCAACCAAGACCUCUAUUUUAAGAAGACGGUCAAAUAUGUUGGAGAACCAAUGACCCACUUGGAAUCUAUCGCAUCCUCUUCGGUACGGGCGGCUAUUAAGGUGAGGGCUUCUGUUAUUAUUUGCUUCACUACAACUGGAAGGGCUGCAAGAUUAAUAGCAAAGUAUAGGCCUCCCAUGCCUGUUCUCUCUGUUGUGAUCCCUCAAAUUAAGACAGAUCAGCUAAAGUGGAGCUUUACUGGAGCCUUUGAGGAACAACUGUCAACUGAUAUGUGGGAAAGCUUAUUUUCGUCUAAUGCAAGACAAUCGCUUAUAGUGAGAGCUCUCUUUCCUUUGCUUGCUGAUCCACGACACCCUGCGGAGUCAACAGGAGCAUCGAAUGAGUCAAUCCUGAAGGUUGCCCUUGAUCAUGGAAAAGCGUCAGGGGUUAUAAAGGCACACGACCGAGUUGUUGUCUGCCAAAAAGUUGGUGACACAUCCGUCGUUAAGAUUAUUGAGCUUGAAGAUUAAGACACAUACCUCCAACUCGACAGUUUAGGCUUCUUUUUGGUCAUUCCUAAAGUAUUUGAAAGCAGCUGAUCAUUCUGCUUCCACUUUUUGAGGUUAUAAUCUUGACAUCUCCACUGGGUUUGGUGGCUAGUUGCAUUUUUUCCCGGUUCAUUGGACAUUAACGCUGAGGCAAGAAGGCAACUAUCAUUGGCUGUCAAAUAGAAAAUCAGAGGAACGUGGGCUUGUUGCUUAUUCUUAGUUAAUUGUCAUACAGCAUAUUUUGGAAGUAAUAUUAUUCGAUAUGAUUUUGACUAACGAUUCUCAAAUGGUUAUUGCUCAAAAGCUUCUAUUC
This is a messenger RNA of Prosopis cineraria, 2072 nucleotides long. RefSeq names its product pyruvate kinase 1, cytosolic-like. Gene Ontology annotation, cellular component: cytoplasm. Gene Ontology annotation, molecular function: potassium ion binding; magnesium ion binding; pyruvate kinase activity. The transcript has 17 exons. Bases 113 to 1741 code for a protein of 542 amino acids. Lineage: Eukaryota; Viridiplantae; Streptophyta; Magnoliopsida; Fabales; Fabaceae. Gene Ontology annotation, biological process: glycolytic process. The record is from RefSeq and is a predicted model, not a curated record.